AUUUACCGAGCUCCUCUUUCGAUUUCUACACUGUCUUGUCUUGCAUCCUUCACCAGAUCCAUUGUCCCAAUUACCGGAAUCUUUUGAAAAACCGUAUCUUCUCUCCAAGUAGCCUUGAAAAGCAAUAGAACUUUCCCCAUCAUCAGCUCGAUACUCAAACCAUGGAUACCGCGCCCAACAGGCCUGUGGCGUCCGCGGUAACUGUGCCAGAAGUUUCCCCAGCAGAGCUAUAUGAGGUCCUAGUCGGUGCGACAUCCCAAGAUCCGACGUUAUUGCGGGAAUCAGAUAAGCGCUUAAAGCAGAUGAUGGGCUUUUACGGUGCUUUCGAUGCCUUACAUGAUAUCGCUUCCCAGAAAACGCUCCCGCUCCCAGUUCGAAAGCAAGCCAUAAUACAAUUCAAGAACGAAGCUCUCAAGUCAUGGAGGUCUCGAAAGGUCCAAAAUGACCAGCAUCGCCAAAGAAUUCGCAAUCGUUGCUUAACAUUCUUAGAUGAAGAGGACGAAACAAUCGCAAAGUUCAACAAUGUUAUUGCCUCCAAGUUGGCACGAUUAGACUAUCCCGUGUCCUGGCCAAACCUUGUGAUAGAACUCAUGGCGAUUAUAGAUUCAAGUCUUCAGCGUCGCUAUAGUUCUCCAUCAGAGGAUUUGAAGGACACUCUAAUGCUGCAAAGGAGCCUUCACCUUCUAAACCUCAUAUUGGGAGAGUUCGCAGCACACAAAAUGCUAACUGGUGUUAGGACAAUGUCAGAGCUUGUCGAUCAACUACAUGUCACCCUCUACGGCUACUAUUCGUCUAUAUCUGCCAAUUUCACUGCUCUCAACUUAGAAACUAUCAACUCGCCUCGAUCGUAUAAUGAUAUCUUAAUUGGGCAUCGGGUAUACAAGUGCAUCAGUAAGAUUGCUGGUUGGCUGUGGCAAAGAAGUGAUCACACGGGCAAAGAACAGUUCAGAAAAAAGGAAGCAUGGUUCCAUCAAUUCUUCCAGAGCUCCGCCGCUCAAUUGCAAGUUUUGUUGGAUCUGCGAUACAAGAUUGUCACCUCGGGUUCAGUGAAUACUCAUCAAUCUUUCAAGUUCGUUGAAACGUUGACUACUCAUAUUCGCCACAUUGGCAAAUUCUUCCGUCGCCUCUCUCAGCUAUCCCACGCACGUUUUGUCGAACUUCCGAUGUGUAGCGACCUUAUUAUGUUCUAUUGGUCAUUGGUUGUUCAAGCAACAAGUGGCGAACCUGGCCUUAUUGAAGAUUCGCCCACUGCCGUGUAUCCUGUUCGAAUUCUUGUACAAGGCAUGGUGCUCUUUAACGAGAACCUGGCGCAAUGGGCUCCGAAGAAAAGAGAUGGUUCCUCGAAUAAAAACGCUUUGCCAAAAGAGUUCGUUGAAAAUGCGGUGACAAUAAUAGUCAGUCGCUUUUUGCCCCUCAAUCUGAAGGACCUCGAAAGCUGGAUGGCAGAUCCUGAGGAGUGGGUCAACAUUGACGAGAAAGAAAACGAACAAUGGGAAUUCGAGAUACGACCUUGUAGUGAAAGAAUUUUGAUGCACUUGUCCAACCAGUUUGCGGACUACGUGAUGCCAUUGCUUGAAACAGCAUUCAAGCAGGUUGUUGCAAGCCAAACCAGCAGCGAUAUGCAGGUCAUAGUGCAGAAGGAAGCUCUCUAUUGUGCAAUCGGUCGCUGCGCUUUGAAGCUGAAAGCGUACAUUCCUUUUGAACAAUGGGCCGCAGAGAGUUUGGUGGUUGAAGCUCGUAGUUCCGAUCCCAAUUUUGUUAUCAUCAAGAGGCGUAUAGCCUGGAUGAUAGGGCAAUGGGUGUCUCAGGCCUGCGUGUCGCCUAAUGUUCCCGUUCUGUGGGACAUUCUAGCGCACCUUUUAAGUGACCGGGGUUCCGGCACGGAUGCGGUUGUGCGAUUCACCGCCGCGACUGCAGUGAGGGAGUGUGUUGACACCCUCGAAUUCGACGUCAAUAUCUUCGCACCAUAUAUCCCAACUACUAUCACGGAACUCGUCAAAUUGAUGGGAGAGGCAGACACCCUUGCGGGAAAAACUCGUGUUGGAAAUACACUCAAUGUCGUAAUCGACCAGGCAGGAAGCAGGAUAACGCCCUUUGUAGCAACAAUCACUGAUCCCCUUCCCAAACUCUGGGAUAGCGCGGGUACUGACUGGUCCCUCAAAGGAUCUCUCCUUACUAGUGUCACGAAUUUGAUCAAAGCCUUGAAAGGAGACUCGACCUCUUUAGGACACAUCGUCGUACCUUUGGUGCGAGAAAGUCUCAAAGAAGCUAUCAAUCUCGAUGAGGAUGGGCUCGCCCUAUGGAAGGCUGCAUUGCACAAUACGUUGACAGUGCAGAGCGUCAAUGGAGCCCCGGCAUUAAUAGAAUUGGUCCCUGACGCUAUAAAAUUACUGGCGACGAACUUGGAUCUUCUUGGUAAAACUGUUGACAUAAUCGAGUCAUAUAUGCUUCUAGAGGGAGCACAGAUUCUUCAGGUCUGUGCUGUUGACCUGUUCAAAGCUUUCCAUCAGGGAUUCGAAAAUGUCAAUAUCACCGUCAAUCGAAGGGACAUGCUAACAGCGCUCAAUUUGAUCGUGCCAAUAACGCCUUCUUCCUUGUGGGGCGAAGCUUUACAUGUGUCCGGCCUGUUCGCCUAUCUCAUGAAAAUACUCCUUGACGGAGAGAUCGUCACUUAUAUCUUGGCUGAGCAUAUAUACGUCUUGUCGCGAAUCGUCAUGGCGGACCGUCAAAUGUUCUUGCAGUUGAUGACUGCGACCGCGCCGGUCCUUGGAAUGACAGAAGCGAAGUUGUAUGAACGGCUAAUGGACGCGUGGUGGGACAAAUUUGAUUCGAUGUCGGAACCAAGACAUCGUAAACUGUGCGCUAUGGGGAUUGCCGCCCUUGUCUCAACUGGAAAACACGAAGUUUUGGAAAGACUCCCAACCGAAAUUUUCAACUUGUGGUCAGAAGUAUUUCUAGACCUCAAAGAGUCUAAGGAGCAAGCGUCGGCUGAGCCGUUACAUCGUUAUUGGGAAUUUGAUGAUACCUCGUCGGAUAAUUUUUACAAGGACACGACUGAUACACCUGAACAUGAUCGGCGCAAACUGGUCUAUGAGGGAGAUCCGGUUCGCACCAUCAAACUUACUGAGUAUGUUGGAGCUCAUCUGAGAGAGGCUGAGGCGCUUUAUGGUACAGAACUGUUCCGAGCCCAGUACAUUUCCAAAGCGGACCCCAUUAUCCUGCAGGAGAUAGAAAAGGCAUUGGCAGAAGGCCUUUGAAGAAUAAUUUUCAUCUCGUUAACCUCACCCAUAUAUGACAUA
Molecule: messenger RNA, 3299 nt
Organism: Desarmillaria tabescens
Lineage: Eukaryota; Fungi; Basidiomycota; Agaricomycetes; Agaricales; Physalacriaceae
Product: armadillo-type protein
Exons: 21
Coding region: 162-3257 (1031 amino acids)
Biological process (GO): protein import into nucleus
Cellular component (GO): nuclear envelope; cytosol
Molecular function (GO): small GTPase binding
Source: RefSeq, a predicted model, not a curated record